AUGUAUAUUACGUCUAACUCGAGUCGUAGCAUUCGUUAUGUCAAAUGUCGCGCUCUUUCCGAACAUAACCUAAAAAUUAUUGCUUCGACCGAUACAAAAAUACAAAAAGUUUGAGCGUGGUAUAAAAUCUGAAACGAUGGUUUUGUGCAAUGUUCAAUGCCUAGAAAGGAUUUCGAAUUACUUGGACGUCUCACCGGUGCAGCUGGAAAUGCACGACAAUGUGAUCGUGUCCACGGAACGAUCAUCGAGUCAAAAAAUCGAGGGUUUCAGCACCAUAAUUCAAUCCUUGAUCAAGAAUUCAAAAUGUCCAGACCUACUUGGUUGUGACAAAGAAGUAGAAGCUUUAUCGCGUCAAUGGCUUGAAUAUGCAGUUGUAUGUGUCAGUUAUGCCGAUACUCCUGCCAAUGCAAAACGAAUUUUCCAGGAGUUGAAUACAGUGCUGAAAGACAACACUUAUUUAACUGGGACAAGGAAAACUAUCGCUGAUGUCACUCUGUAUUAUGCUCUACAUUCAGUAAUGCAAGAGUUGUCACAUCAAGAGAAAGCUCAAUAUGUACAUGUUUCAAGAUGGUUCGAUAAUAUACAACAGGAAGAGAAAUUAAGGCAGCAAUUGGAUUUGAUUUCAUUUGAUCUGUUGCAUUUAUUCUUAUAAAUGAAAUAAAUAUACAGUAUUGACCUAAUAGCUGUUACACAGUGUGUUCUCAAGCACACUUUGAUAAUGUAUCAUAACUUGUUUACAAUUUAGGAUUGAUCUCCUUUUAUUCUGUAGCAGGGUUUGCUUGAUUUAAUGUGAAAAGAAUAAUGACGAAUAACAUGUUCCAAUUUUUUUUUU
Hylaeus anthracinus is the source of this 832-nucleotide messenger RNA. RefSeq names its product eukaryotic translation elongation factor 1 epsilon-1 (gene AIMP3). Gene Ontology annotation, cellular component: cytoplasm; aminoacyl-tRNA synthetase multienzyme complex; nucleus. Lineage: Eukaryota; Metazoa; Arthropoda; Insecta; Hymenoptera; Colletidae. The record is from RefSeq and is a predicted model, not a curated record. Gene Ontology annotation, biological process: positive regulation of DNA damage response, signal transduction by p53 class mediator. The coding region runs from base 137 to 652 and encodes 171 amino acids. The transcript is spliced from 4 exons.